UCCUCCCGCUUGGCUCAACAAUGUAAUUCAGACUGGGGCAAGGGGGCCUGCAUGGAGCCAGGCUGUGAGGGGCUCACGGCAUCCCUCACACAAUAGGAGAGAGCAGAGCAGAUGUGUCCUUGCAUUUACAUGCUCUUCCUUGUGCUUCCUUGGGUUGGAAGGGGGCAUCCCAUCUUUGCUGCCUUAUGGGGAAGGCACUGCUCCGUGGUUGGGACUGGCAAUGCUUGGGCUGUGCUGGGAGCCUGGAAGGGCUGGCACUGGAGGAGAAAUUUAGCUCCAAACUCUCAGUGUAGUUAAUGGGCCCAAGGGCUACAAGCUGCCCCUUUGCAUGCUGCCACCUUGUACACAUGCAUGGCAGGGUGCCAAGAGGACAGAACUGUCUGUGGCACUGAGCCCAUCUUUGUCCCAGUCCAGCAUGUCUCCGUGCGUCUCCAGUUCUGGUGCUGCCCCAGCUUCCCUGAGACAUGCCCAUCUCCCUCAUCUGCUGUGGCACAGGGGCUGCAGAGCUGGUGAGCACCUGGAGCUGGGGCCCUGUGAAGUGGCUGUGCCAGGCUGGGUGCUGCUGGAAAGCAGGAGAGUGCUGGCAGAUGGGGGACUGGGGUUGUUGCCCCUGGUUCCCUGAGGGCCAUGGGGUGCAGGGGCUGAGAGCACACUGUGGAGGGUGGAUGUGGGGCACUCCUGGAGCUCUAGCCAGCAUCAGAGCACUGAUUCUGAAGGGCACAAGAGGAACACAGGGCUGCCCCCCAUUUUUGGGUGCAGGCACUCCAAGUCCUGGGCCACUGGGUCAGUGCUCUGUGGGUUGGAUGUGGGGGGAUACAGGCACUGCAGCAAGUCCUUGCAGUCUGAGCCUUGCAAGAAGGACUAGUGUUGGGAAAGCACAGCCCCAGCCCUGGGCACUACUGGAAGGCAUUUGGGAUGGCACCCCAGCUACUCCAUGUCUCCAGCAACAUGUGAGGUCUCCAAGGGUGGAGAGACAAUCCCUGUGUGCCCUGGGGACAGUCAAAUAGCCAUGACUAGGGUGUCUCACAAGAGCAGAGCCACAGCCUGGGCAGUGCUGUUCUGCCCUGCUGAGCCACACGGAGCAGGGGGUGGCUGCUGUCUGGCCUGAGAGCCCACAGGGGUCUGGCAGCUGGGCUUGGCGGCUGCCUGCAUGCUGACAGCACCGGCUAUUCCCAGCCCUGUGUGACCUGUGCCUGUGCUGAGUCAGGGACCCAGGGCACAGCUGCCACCCCUGCACCCUGGCACAGAGCCCUUUGCUCCCAGGGACCCCGGGUCUCCUACUGCACCCAAACCCCAGCCCACCAGCUGCGGCAUCCGCUCCUCCAGGGCCCAGCUCCAGCACCUGGGUGACAGGCAUUUCCAGUGAUUUGUCAGCAUAAUUAAAGUCUCAACAGCCUAAUCAAAGUCUCAUUGUCCAGUAGUAUUUAUAGACAUACUCACUGCCAUGUGCUCCUGUACAGCUGCCGGUGCAGUCACUGCCUGGGGUGCUGGUAUUCCCUGGGCAGAAUAAGCUGUAGGAGCUGAGGGUCAUUGAUCUGUGUUCUCUUCCUUGCUAUCACAGCUGUGCUUUUCCUUUACUUUCAAAUUUACUGAUUGGGGUUGUUUCCUAGGUGGUGGGGGUGUCCUUGGGCACUGCCAGAGCAGAUUUUCCUGGUUUCAGCUUCUUACCUGGGAGCAGCAGCCUGGGAGCAGCAGGGCUCCAGUACCCGCUGGGCUGUGGGGUGUCAGUGCUGGCAAGUUUUUCUGUUUUCCACCAACACCUUUUGAGCUCCGGCUUCCCGGUAACACAGAUUAAUAUUUCAUGAGUGUGGCGGUGUGAACUCGACACUUAAGGAAUGCAAUGACCCAGCAGGAGACAGACACAGCAGCUGCCGGCGUGGAGAAGGCAGAGCCAUGUCAUCGCUGCUGUGCAAUGCCCGCAUCCAGCUCACAGACACGCUGGAGCAGAUGCAGCAGGGGACCCUGAUGCGCAAAGUCAAGUCCAAGAGCUGGAAGAAGCAGCGUUACUUCAAGCUGCAGGAAGACUGCAUGACCAUCUGGUACCAGUCCAAGAGGACAGGCAAAACUGAGUCUGCCUUCUCCAUCAGCGAUGUGGAGACGGUGCGGGAAGGGCACCAGUCGGAGGUGCUGCAGAGCGUGGCUGAGGAGUUCCCCCCCGAGCGCUGCUUCACCAUCGUCUUCUACGGCCGUCGCGGCAACCUGGACCUCGUGGCUGGCUCGGCAGAGGAGGCACAGUGCUGGAUACAGGGCCUGCGUCAGCUCAUUGAGGUGGCCACCACAAUGGACCAAAGGGAGAAAAUAGACCAAUGGAUUCGUGACUGGUUCCAGAAAGCUGACAAGAAUAAGGAUGGGCGCAUGAACUUCAAGGAGGUGCAGCGUCUCCUGAAGAUGAUGAAUGUGGACAUGAACGAGGAUCAUGCCCUGAGGCUCUUCCAGGAUGCUGACAAGUCAGAGUCAGGAACGCUGGAAGGGGAGGAAUUUGUGCUCUUCUACAAGGCUCUCACGCAGCGUGAGGAGGUGCAGAGCCUCUUCCAGGAGUACUCUGAGGAUGGAAAGAAGCUGACACUGCUGGAGCUGACAGAUUUCCUGCGGGAGGAGCAGCUGGAGGAUGAGGGCACAGAGGAGCUGGCCAUGGAGCUCAUUGACAAGUAUGAGCCAUCGGAGACAGCCCGGGCCCGCCAUGUGCUGAGUGCUGAUGGGUUCCUCAUGUACCUCUGCUCCCUGGAGGGCUCCAUCUUCAACCCCCAGCACCGGGGGCUGUGGCAGGACAUGAGCCAGCCACUCUGCCACUACUUCAUCUCCUCCUCCCACAACACCUACCUGAUAGAGGAUCAGCUCCGGGGCCACAGCAGCAUCGAGGGCUACAUCAGGGCUCUGAAACGAGGCUGCCGGUGCCUGGAGGUGGAUUGCUGGGACGGGCCAAACGGGGAGCCCAUGGUGUACCACGGCCACACCUUCACCUCCAAGAUCCCCUUCCGGGAGGUGGUGAGCACCCUGGGGAAGUAUGCCUUCAAGACCUCGGACUACCCAGUGAUCCUGUCCCUAGAGAACCACUGCAGCAUGGAGCAACAGGAGGUCCUGGUCCAGCAGCUCAAGGACAUCCUGGGGGAACAGCUCCUCACCACUACCAUCGAUGGGCAUGUCCCCUCCCAGCUCCCAUCCCCAGAGGAGCUGAAGCACAAGAUCUUGCUGAAGGGCAAGAAGAUUGGGCGGCUGGAGGACACCCUGGACGGGCCAGGGGAUGAGGCUCCCGAUGCGUCUGACGAUGACAAUGGGGCAGAGGCAGAGGAGGAGAGGCGGAGGGCAAAGAAGGACAAGGAGACCUUGGCACAAGCAUUGUCUGACUGUGUCAUCUACUGCAAGAGUGUGCCCUUCCGGGGCUUCCAGGAGGCCCGCAGCCAUUCCCGGCCCUCGGAGAUCUCCUCCCUCUCUGAAGCCAAGGCCAGGAAGCUCAUCCGGGAUGAAGGAAAUGAGUUUGUUCGCCACAAUGCCUGGCAGCUGACACGCAUCUACCCCAGUGGGAUGAGGGCUGACUCCUCCAACUACAGCCCCCAGGAGAUGUGGAAUGUGGGGUGCCAGAUCGUGGCCUUGAACUUCCAGACAGCUGGCAUGGAGAUGGACCUGUGUGACGGGCUCUUCAGCCAGAAUGGCUCCUGUGGCUAUGUGCUCAAACCACCCUUCAUGAGGGACAAGGAGACUCUCUUCAACCCCAGUGACCCCAGCAGCCGGGAAGGCCCCGGCCCCAUCACCCUGACAAUCCAGGUAAUCAGUGGGCAGCAGCUGCCCAAAGUGGCCAACAGCAAGGAGGGAGCCAUCAUUGACCCACUGGUGCGUGUGGAGAUCUACGGGGUCCCCGCGGACCAGGCGCACCAGGAGACCAAGUACAUUGAGAACAAUGGCUUUAACCCCCGCUGGGAUGAGACACUGCAGUUUCAGCUCCACGUGCCUGAGCUGGCCCUCAUUCGCUUUGUGGUGGAGGAUUAUGACAAGACUUCCAGGAAUGAUUUUGUGGGUCAGUUCACCCUAGCAUUUGCCAACAUCAAACCUGGAUAUCGGCACAUCCAUCUCCUCUCAAAGGAUGGCACCAGCAUCCCACCCUCUUCGCUCUUUGUCCACAUCCGCAUCACUGAGCCACCUGGCCCUGAGCAGGACUGAGCUCAUGGGAUAAGCAGCACCCAGAUGGAAGCCAUAGAGCCAGCUCCAAGCAGCUGGGGCCACAGAGCCAACCAACUUGCCCUCUUGUUGACCUGUCUCUGCCAUCCCUGUGUCAUUGUUGCUGCUGUGAUUCCCUUUGCAGUAGCCUCCGAGGGCUGAGAAAAAGCACUGACCUCCCCUUUCCAGGUUCAGGAUGCACGACUGUGGGGUCUAUGCCAGUGCAGCUCCCUGCACCCUCCACAGGCACCCUGCCCUGGCCCACGGUCAGAGCUUGACUGUGGGGAGGAGGAGAGAUGGUGUGUGGCCCAGCUCUGAUGCAGGGGCUGGUCCCCUCCCAGUCAGGGGAGCAAGGCUGGAGCUGAGCAAACCCCAGAGCUGGGCACAGCUGGGAACGGAGUUGGUCCUCACUGCCCCCUAACCCUGCAGAGCCCGUUGGCCCCUACAGCCCCAAAUUAACCCUUAUCCCAUCCUUUCUCUGUAAGCAACUUAAUAAAUUGUUCAGUGACAAACA
Messenger RNA from Zonotrichia leucophrys gambelii, 4666 nucleotides. It is a transcript of the gene PLCD4, whose product is annotated as phospholipase C delta 4. Gene Ontology annotation, biological process: lipid metabolic process; phosphatidylinositol-mediated signaling; release of sequestered calcium ion into cytosol. The coding region runs from base 1894 to 4155 and encodes 753 amino acids. Lineage: Eukaryota; Metazoa; Chordata; Aves; Passeriformes; Passerellidae. Gene Ontology annotation, molecular function: calcium ion binding; phosphatidylinositol-4,5-bisphosphate phospholipase C activity. The record is from RefSeq and is a predicted model, not a curated record. The transcript has 16 exons.